Macrobrachium nipponense is the source of this 2629-nucleotide messenger RNA. Its product is annotated as major facilitator superfamily domain-containing protein 6-like. Bases 154 to 1572 code for a protein of 472 amino acids. Gene Ontology annotation, cellular component: membrane. The record is from RefSeq and is a predicted model, not a curated record. The transcript is spliced from 10 exons. Lineage: Eukaryota; Metazoa; Arthropoda; Malacostraca; Decapoda; Palaemonidae.
GUUGUUAAGUGCCCUGGCUCAAGGGUUUUCAUUAGCAGGAGCCCAGUGUCUCACUUUCGUACAGCCUGGAGCCAGAAUCUGUUUGCCAUUUCUGUCGUCCUGUAAAUUCUCGCUUCUCUAAUCAGAAAUUACUGGAGAAGGGACCAGAGAGCAAUGUCUCCCUUUGAAGGAAUCAGAGAUUUUCUCAAUGACCUCUUCAACCGUCAGUUGCUCAUCUUGAAGUGCAUCUACAUCCUCUUAUUGGCAGCUUUUAUGAUUUUAUGGCCACACUUCACCAUUCAUCAAAAAGCACUUGGACUGACAGAAUACCAGACAGGUAUCACUAUGCAAGUUACAUCUGUUCUCUACAUAUGUCAGCCUUUCUUCACUGGUGUUGCUGGGGAUAAAAUUGGAAACUACAGGAUCCUCAUGGCCAUUAUCUCCAUGAUAACGGGAGUCAUUGCCCUGCUUUUUCCAUGGAUUCCAUCGGCAGUAGUUCAAAUAGUUCCUUCUAACAUCAGUGAUGUAGCAUUAGGAAAUCUUUCCUCUGAAACCAGCAGCAUUCCAUCUCCAAACAGAAUGAUGGGAGAAGUUGAUGCCAGUCAUCAGCAGCUAACCUUCUGGAUAUACAUUACCGUCCGAAGUGUCUAUGGAGCAUGCAACGGAGCCACACUUAUUUUCUUUGAUGCAGCCGUCAUGGCCAAUGUGCAGAAGUCAAGCAUCAGCUAUGGUUAUCAAAGAGCGUGGGGGACUGUAGGUGCCAUCAUCAGCUCAUACCUCAGUGGUGUCAUCGUAGAAAAGACUGGUGGUUUCAAUGAAAUUUUCUAUGCGUCAGCUGGCCUGCAGAUGGUUGCAGGAAUCUUAAUGCUGGGCAUCAGGAUUGACUACAAGGUACCUGCUACUUCGCUGACCAAAGACCUUUUGUUGCAUUGUUUCAAAGCAGAGGUCCUGCUUUUCUUUGGAGCUGUUACAGCAGCAGGUAUGUACGUUGGUUACAUCGAGACUUUCAUGUACCGGUACCUGUCUGAUUUAGGGGCCACGCCUGUUCUCAUUGGCCUCACAGUGACUAUAGGGGCUCCCUUCGAAUUUAUUUUGACCAUCGUCACUUCCUUCUUUCUCAAGUUGGUUGGACAUCCGCAACUUAUUGUGAUUGGCAUGCUGUCAUUUGUAAUACGAUUCCUGGGACUUAGUUUUCUCCAAGACCCAUGGUGGGUUCUACCGCUCCAGAUCCUCGAAUCUGUAGUAAAUGGCCUCCUCUUCACUGUAGCCAUCAUGUACUGCACUGUACUCUUCCCUACAGAGACCAUCACUUCAGCCAGGGGAGUGAUAGGAAUACUAUACUCAGGCAUAGGACGUCUGUUGGGCAUUACUGUAGGAAGUGAGAUACUGGAACGGCUUGGGCACAUAAUUACAUUCCGGAUAUGGGCAUGUAUAGCUUUUGCAAGUACUGCUGCUUACUUCCUGGCCUUCAUUGCAAUAAAGAAUUGCAGGUCGAGACAAUUCUCUUUAAAAGAUAUACAAGGACACGAGCAAACUAAAAAUAGUAAAGAACAAUCAGGAAUUUAUAAUGAAGCAUGGGAUGGAUGUAUAUAGCUAAGGACAUUUUUAAGGAAGUGGCCAUCAAGUGUCAGCCUGCCAGAGAUGAGCCGACAGAACUCCGGAGGUCACCAUCACACCUUGCUUUGUUGCUUCAGCUUCUGAACAACCUCAGUCGUCAACACUGUCAUGACCCCGACCCCGACCCUGACGUCCACAUUGGAACCGAACAUUGAUAAUAAAGACCCAUGAGCAACACAAACACAGGAUGUUGACAGCCUUAUGGCCACCCAAUUAACAAUAUAUUUGCAUCCUGCUGUAUUUCCUUUAACUAAACUACUAAUCUUUAAGGGAACCCAAAAUAUUUUCUUGAUUGUGAGUCUCUACAGGCAUUUGUAACUGCACCCCACAUAAAAACUAUUAUACAUGUAGUCUCCAGCACCUUCAGCAAACAGGCUCCCUCCUAGACAUAUAGUGUUUGUCUAUACAUUCAGGCCAGUCCCAGGGCCUAUACAAUUCACAUAGUUGCUUCUUCUCAUACUAAGAAAGCAAUUUACACCCCUGGUCUUUUAUCAUCACAUUUUCAUCAAGGGCCUAACAUAAUGGUCCAUUGGUAUAGUAUUUAGUGUUCACAUGCCACUUUGAUAUUCUCAGUUUUGCCCUCCCUCAGGGCGAUGAAAAAUCACUGGCUCUGUAUCGUGAUCAGUUACUGCUGCAGUGGGAGGUUGAAACCAACAUUCUUUGGAAGCUUGAAUUUCAAGUCAAAGACCCCUGUGUACUUGCUCUAUGUGAAUUGGUUUCAUUUACUGAAAUAAUAAUGAUACGCAGACACACACAUCAUUUCAAAUACUAUCUGGCUGAACGGGUCUUUCCUGAGAAAUGGAAACAUGCCAUAAUAAUUCCAAUAAAUAAACCAGGAAAAGAUUCAGGUAGUCCAUCCGAUUAUAGACCGAUAUCCCUAACAAGCUGUCUAUGCACAAGUAACAUAUGUAAUAACCAAAGAAUCCAUUUUAACACCAAAACAAUCAGGUAAAAUAGCUGGCAGAUCAACCCUAGACCCCUUAACAAAUUUAGAGGAUCAUAUCAAAAAGGCUUUGAACAAAAAAGAUUAAUA